AAAUUACCUCCUGCCGGCUCCGCUUCCACCCCUCCAGUUCCCUGUUCCCGGUAGGAGAGUGCUGAGGGCGGAGGAACACACACGGAAGCAUCACUCCAGACCCCAAACCUCCAGAUUUCAGUGGGUCUGCCUCCCACCCAGGGCCUGAGGCCCAGCCAGCAUCAAUGGAGGACAAGAAGAAGAAAAGGAGUCCCAAACCCUGCCUGGCCCAGCCGGCUGCAGCCCCAGGAACACUCCGCAGGGUCCCUGUGCCCACCAGCCACAGUGGCUCCUUGGCCCUGGGCCUCCCUCAUCUGCCGUCCCCCAAACAGAGGGCCAAGUUCAAGAGGGUAGGCAAGGAGAAAUGCCGCCCGGUGCUGGCCGGAGGUGGGGUUGGCUCUGCAGGCACCCCCCUGCAGCACUCGUUCCUGACUGAGGUGACCGAUGUUUAUGAGAUGGAGGGAGGACUGUUGAACCUGCUCAAUGAUUUCCACUCAGGCCGGCUACAGGCCUUCGGGAAGGAAUGCUCCUUCGAGCAGUUGGAGCACGUGCGGGAGAUGCAGGAGAAGCUGGCCCGGCUGCACUUCAGCCUGGACGUGUGUGGGGAGGAGGAGGAAGAGGAGGAAGAAGAGGACGGGGUCACUGAGGGGCUGCCUGAAGAGCAGAAGAAGACCACGGCUGACCGCAACCUGGACCAGCUGCUUAGCAAUCUGGAAGAUCUUAGUAAUUCCAUACAGAAGCUGCACCUGGCCGAGAAUGCGGAGCCUGAGGAGCAGGCAGCGGUGUAGGUGUCGGACCGACGCCCGGACUGCCCCCGCUCAUUCCCUUCAAACUGUGACUUUUUACAGACUCGACUGCGUAUUCUGUGGCCCCCCAGGUGCUAUGGGGAGGGGGGAUUACAUGGAAUUAAACCAGAAUGAACG
This is a messenger RNA of Myotis myotis, 902 nucleotides long. RefSeq names its product coiled-coil domain containing 28B (gene CCDC28B). The coding region runs from base 165 to 767 and encodes 200 amino acids. The record is from RefSeq and is a predicted model, not a curated record. NCBI's taxonomy places the organism in Eukaryota, Metazoa, Chordata, Mammalia, Chiroptera, Vespertilionidae. The transcript has 6 exons.